GCCCAAGCCACAUAAAAUAGAGCUCACAGUAAUAUCUGGUACAAGCUAAGCAGAGAAAUCUCUGCAAAAGACCCAUCCACAGAGAACAAGCCACUUCUCUGCUUUCUGAAUUUUCCAAAUGUGCCUGUAGGACCCUGUGACUGCUGCUUACUCAUACACCACAAUAGAACCCACUGCUCUGUGAUCUGCUGUGAAGAACUGUAUUCAAGGCUUUUUAAUGUUUAGAAAUAUGAUGGGGAAUAUAGAUUUGAUCCUCCUAUCUACCUUCCUCUCGGUUUCCAUGACAUCUGAAAUAUUUGAUCCUAUGGAAGGUGAGGCUUUAGUUAUAAAAUGUCCCAAAUGGAAUUCAUCUGUGAAAAUCACCUGGUAUCGCAUGGAUACUCACCAAAUAAUUCCUGCGGAAGAGGAGGGAUCACGAGUAUUUUCCGUAGAACAUUAUCUUUGGUUUCUGCCAAUUUCUAGAGAGGAUUCUGGAAACUACACUUGUGUAACACAUUUUAAUCGCACAAAGUCAUACAACAUGAGUGUGCAAGUGCGCUCAUACAAGCCAGGAGAAUGCUUCCCAAGUCGGAUUCAUUACGCGAAUGACACUGGAAGAGGAAAAAUUGCUUGUCCUACCAUUGAUAACUAUAAGAAUGCUACUAUUGUCCAGUGGUAUAAGGAGUGCAAACCUCUUCAGGGACAGAGAUACUUCACAAAAGAAAAUUAUCUCUUUAUUGAGAAUCCAAGAACAGAGGAUGAUGGUUAUUAUACUUGUAAAUUUAUUUAUACCCAUAAAGGAAAUGUGUUUAAUGUAUCAGCAACAAGAAUUUUCAUCAGUGAGGUGAAAUACUCACUUCUACCACCUCAAAUCAUAUUUCCAAAGAAUAAAGAUGUAGUAGAAGCAGAGCUUGGUGCUGCUUUGUCUCUGAAAUGUCAGGCCCGCCUGGGGAUUAAGAAACAGCCACUGUCUGCUGUCAGAUGGGAUGUGGAUAACAUCCCAGUGGAAAACCUUGAUUUUUCGAGAUUUCAUGAAGAAACUCAUUUUUUUGAUGGACAUGAUCAAGUAUACUAUGAGGAGACCACUUUGAAUAUUACUGAAGUAAAAAAGGAGGAUCUGCAGUCAAAUUUCACAUGUAUUGCCCUGAACACAAUGUACAACACAAGAGUCACGGUGACCUUACAACUCAAAGAGCAAUCUGAGGAGGUUCUUCCUAAUGUCCUCCUGAUCACAGGAUCUCUGGUUCUGCUAGGUGCGAUAGCAAUCUCAGUUAUCCUUUACCAGUCUUUCCGAGUUGAUAUCGUCCUCUUGUAUCGGGAGAUAUUCCAGCCUUACUCAGUCAAGGAUGAUGGGAAGAUAUAUGAUGCAUAUGUAAUCUACCCCAAAACCCACACCAGUGAAGCUAAUUUUGUGGAAUAUUUUGUUUACCAAAUCAUGCCAGAUAUUCUAGAAAAUAAAUGUGGAUAUAAACUGUGUAUUUAUGGGAGAGAUAUAUAUCCUGGAGAAGAUGCAGCCAGUGCGAUUGAGAAGAGGAUGCAGAAGAGCAGACGGUUGAUCAUCCUAAUAACACACCAGCUGAUUAAUUCUAAAGAAGAUGCUUAUGAUCAACACAUUGCUUUAUACAACGCCCUCAUUCAAAAUGACACAAAGGUGAUCCUUCUCGAAAUGGAGACAAUUGGGACUUAUGAGAAGCUUCAGGAAUCUCUUAGGUUUAUUAUUAAGCAUCAAGGUAGCAUCAAAUGGAAAGAGGAGCACACGGUGCACCCACAGUCACCCAAUUCUAAGUUCUGGAAGCAGGUGAGGUACCAUAUGCCACUGACACGCAGGCCCUCACACUCAGCUAACACCAGGUGAACAGUCUUGGAAAACAGUGAUGCACCAUCACUACAAGCCCACAGCUGUUUUUCCUUUCAGAAGGUACAUGACUGCGCAGUCUGGAGGUCUGGCUCUGUUUUUUGGACAUUUUUGAGUCCUUCAGUUGAGUAGCGAUGGGGUAAAUUGAUGCAAGAGGUCUAGCAACAUUUUAUAGGUAUGAGAGAUCUGUAAAGAAAUAAUUCUAGAUUGUGUGGAGAAUUUUGCAUGCCACAGAAAGCCAAACAUACCUGUACUCUUUCUAUACAUAGUUAUAUAUUUAUCUAUAUCUAUAUAUAAUAUAUAUAACAGAAAGUUAUGAUUGUGAAUAACUGAAUGCCUUGCAGGUUUACUUCAUCUUCCUAAAGCAGUUGAUAAAAUAUAAAUGCCUUUUGUAUUAUUUGACUAGAAAGUAUAAUGUGUAUUUUGCAACUAUAAAGUAUUUUUAAAGAAAGCUUUUGUUAACUUUUUUUCUGACACUUAUUCCUUUUUGAUUUAAUAGUGAUACUGACAAGAUGAAAUUUUAUUUUUCCUUAGUGGAAAAAUACUAAAUAAAUAAAAAUACCCUCACUAAAGGGUCUUUUGAGACUGAUGUGAAUAUAGCAGUAAAAAAAAUGCAGUGUUAAGGGAAAUAAAUACAUUGAUAUAUCUACAUGUCUAUAUCUAUAUAUAAAUAUAACAUGAAUUGUUACAGGAAAUAAAUGAAUUGAUAUAUACAUACAUAUAUACAUACAAAACAUGCAUUUUUAAUGCACGAAUACAUGUAAAGGUAUUUUAUAUACACUUUAAAAUAUUUUAUAUAUCUAUUAAAAUGAAUCUCACACAAAGGGGAAUUUUUAAAUCUUUCAGGUACAGUAAUCAUGGUGUUACUGUAAUUAUUAUCUCCAGAUAGAAAUAACAUAUUAAAAUUUAGGAUCUUCUUUUGAUACACUGACAUAAUUUCUUUAAGCUACUGAAAAAAUAGACUGUUUUUUUAUAACAGGAAUUAUCCACCUUUUUCUAUGCUUUGGCCUCAUAUGUAGUUAUAGUUUCUGAUAGGAAAUAACCUUAGAUAUAAAGGCCAGAGCCAAAUCUCCUCCUAGUUCUGGGGAACAGGAACAAGAUGUAUUCUAGUACAGGUAUCCCUGCAAAUUUUAAUCUUUUUGGAUUUUCGAACCCAGAAAAUUCUUACUGUCAGAGAAGGCUUAGUUUUCAGCUUCAGACUUGCUACAGAAUGGACUUAAAAAGUGAAAAUUGGAUGCAGAACACUUACUGUUCCAGGAUGCAAACAGGCAAGUUCUUUCCUUUUAAUAUAAGUUUUUAUUGAAUAUGGAUCAUCAGACUUACAGAUAGCUAUUUGGAGUAGAAAAAAUGUGCAUAAAAUGUAUGUAUAGAUAUUUCUCAGCAUUCAAUUAAAAGAUCUAUGGCAAACCAGACAGUUUUUCACCAAUGAGUUGUAUUUUCAAGUGUUCAUUCACUUGUUGCUCACUUCACCACAACUAUAAAGCAUCAAAUGUUGCAUUUUUUUAUUACCUCAUUUGAUUGUGUGCAGUGUUGGGACCUGUUCCAAAAGACACCUCUGGAUAGACCUUACUGCCUCUACAGAGGCCCCAUAAAAUGGAUUCAUGCCAGUGUGAGACUUGGUUUAUUCCUACAGUACCAUUUCUUCCCACAGAGAGCAUACUAAGGCAUAUGUAAAAGCAGGAAAGCAUGUUGCUAUAAGCAAUGAAGAUUCUUCACAUAAGCUACUGAGCAAGACAGAACACUUACUUCCAAGAUCACAGGAUAAGUUUUUAAUAGAGUUAGAAUUAACAUAGAAAUAAAUAGAAUAAAUAGAAAUAGGUAAACAUAGAAAUAAUAACAUAGGAAUGAACAUAGAAAGCUUAUUGAAGAUUCAGUUUGGAUACUUUAAGCUUAGACUAAGGAGCACCAAGGAAAUUCUGUUGCUGAAUUAUAUUGUCCGCAAAGAGUUUUAAUGUUUUUUUGUUUCUGCCCUGUGCUUCUGUAGUUUUGUUGCCUCAAGGGACUAUGGAGAGCAGAUUUGCUUUCACUUCUUAAUAGAGCAGAGUCAUCCUGCCCUCUCGUGGAUGAACAGGCACUCAGAGAUUCUGACCAGCCAGGAAUCCUUUAGGGUUGAGAUUUGUUGUUCCUACAGCUCACAUGGUUGUGAAGCCCAAGAACCUGACCACUUAAAGGAAGUUUUUAGAAGUUUUCAUGAUUUUUUUAUAGCAAUCUAUCUUUUGUCAUAUAUGCAACAUCAAGAUCUUACAGCACUGGACAA
This is a messenger RNA of Poecile atricapillus (Black-capped chickadee), 4091 nucleotides long. RefSeq names its product interleukin 1 receptor like 1 (gene IL33R). The coding region runs from base 218 to 1834 and encodes 538 amino acids. The transcript is spliced from 12 exons. The record is from RefSeq and is a predicted model, not a curated record. NCBI's taxonomy places the organism in Eukaryota, Metazoa, Chordata, Aves, Passeriformes, Paridae. Gene Ontology annotation, molecular function: interleukin-33 receptor activity; interleukin-33 binding; interleukin-1 receptor activity. Gene Ontology annotation, biological process: signal transduction.